AGAAAGAAAGAGUUUUAGAGAGAGAGAGAGAGAGAGAGAGAGAGAGAGAGAAAAAAAAAAAAAAAAAAAUGGGGGAGGUUGUGGGAAACAAGAAGGUGGUGCUAAAAAACUACGUUACGGGGAUCCCCACGGAGGGGGAUAUGGGGGUGGUGACGGAGACCGUCCGAUUGAAGGCGCCCGAGGGAUCGACGGCCAUGAUCGUCAAGAACCUGUACUUAUCCUGCGACCCCUAUAUGCGGUCGCGGAUGACCAAGCACGACGAGCCCUCCUACGUACCCGACUUCGUCCCCGGCCAGGUGAUAACAGGUUAUGGUGUGUUCAAGGUGGUGGACUCUACCCAUCCAGAGUUCAAAGCAGGUGAUCUUGCCUGGGGCACAACAGGAUGGGAGGAGUACAGUGUCAUCACAAAUUUUGAGGUCCUUUUCAAGAUCAAUCACCCUGAGAUCCCCCUUUCCUAUUACACUGGUGUUCUUGGCAUGCCGGGUUUUACGGCGUAUGUCGGGUUUUAUGAGAUAGGCAAACCGAAGGAAGGCGAGCAAGUCUUCGUAUCGGCAGCUGCAGGUGCUGUCGGCCAGCUUGUCGGGCAAUUCGCGAAGCUGACGGGCUGCUAUGUUGCCGGCAGUGCUGGUUCUGAUGAGAAGGUGAAUCUGUUGAAGAACAAGUUUGGUUUUGAUGGUGCCUUCAAUUAUAAGAAGGAGCAGGACUUGAAUGCAGCAUUAAUAAGGUGCUUUCCUCGCGGCAUCGACAUAUACUUUGAGAACGUGGGCGGGCCGAUGCUCGACGCCGUGCUCCUCAACAUGAGGAACCACGGCCGGAUUGCGGCAUGCGGAAUGAUCUCGCAGUACAACCGCGAAAAGCACGAGGGCGUGCACAACCUGUUCUGCGUGGUGCCGAAGCGGCUGCGAAUCGAAGGGUUCGUGGUGUUCGACUACUACGCGAGCAGCUACCAGAAGUUCGAGGACAUGAUGGUGCAGCAUCUGAAGGAAGGGCGGAUCACUUACGUCGAGGAUGUGGCUGAAGGGCUCGAGAGGGCGCCCGCGGCGCUGACCGGCCUCUUCGAGGGCCGGAAUGUCGGGAAGCAGUUGGUCGCCGUCGCGAAGGAGUGAAAACUCUUCUUCCUUUUUCUGUGCUGUGUGUGGCUCAUGCUUUGUGCUCACAAGUUGGUGUAGGAAAUGUGUUUUGUUGAGGUUUGUGUUGGUGUUCUGUUCCCUGAUUCAUGAGGUGUGAAAUAAGAGGAGAAAAAAAGUAUCUGGGUUUUGUGAAGGUGUUUUUGAUGCUGUUAACAAAACUGCUGCUGCUUUUUUUUUUGGUACCCCCAGUUGAGACACAUAACUGGAUUUGAAUGAAUUGGAUAGAUUAAGAUGU
This is a messenger RNA of Ananas comosus (pineapple), 1365 nucleotides long. RefSeq names its product 2-alkenal reductase (NADP(+)-dependent)-like. Gene Ontology annotation, molecular function: 2-alkenal reductase [NAD(P)H] activity. The coding region runs from base 69 to 1106 and encodes 345 amino acids. Lineage: Eukaryota; Viridiplantae; Streptophyta; Magnoliopsida; Poales; Bromeliaceae. The transcript is spliced from 5 exons. The record is from RefSeq and is a predicted model, not a curated record.